Molecule: messenger RNA, 2783 nt
Organism: Synchiropus splendidus (mandarinfish)
Lineage: Eukaryota; Metazoa; Chordata; Actinopteri; Syngnathiformes; Callionymidae
Gene: dzank1
Product: double zinc ribbon and ankyrin repeat domains 1
Exons: 12
Coding region: 36-1400 (454 amino acids)
Source: RefSeq, a predicted model, not a curated record
UCAAAAUAUUACAAAUACUUUCGCGCUAUUUUGCGAUGGCAGCAGGGGCUGUGGCAGCACCGUUCAUCAUUCCCCUGAAGCACCCCAGAACCCAGAACCUGAUUGAUGACAGGACCUUUGUGAGCAUCCAGUCAGAAACCCCAGGCGUCCUGGUCUUCUUCACUCUGGACGGGUCCAAGCCCGCUUCAAGCCGAACCAGCAGGAGCUACACCGGGCCCAUCUUGCUGCCGCCGGGCCGGGUGUGUGUCAAAGCGGUGGCUGUUGCCAGGGACGGCAGGGAAAGCUCAACUGUGACAAAAGAUUUCUUGGUUGAGAAAGUUCUUUCCGAGGAGAAACCAGAACCAGAAGCUUUCAUACAGGCCAAAUCUGAGGACCACCAUUCUGGUGCUUCAGUUUUGGGGUAUCCAGGUCCUCGAUUUCUGAAGAAGCGACUUGGACCUGCAGCUGCCUCCUGGACCUCUCUGCGUCACUUAUCGCCACAUAACCACAAGCAGUCGGCCUGUCAAUCAAACACAUCUGACGACAGUUUAAGCAUCAGGGCCCGCCUCCUGAAACGGGUCCAUUUUCAGAGAUGUGAUCAGUGUUCCGGUCCUCUGGAACACCUGGCUAGCUUCUGUCAUCUGUGUGGCGAGAGCGUGAGAGAGGCUCCUCCCCCUACCGAGGACGGACAGUCGAGUUCCUGCAAACACUCCGAGCUGCCUGAUCUGCGACGAACCUGUUCAACACCUAACAGCGCCCCCUCUGUCACGGCAAAACACAUCAGGACGCUGGAGUGUCCCAAAUGUGAAAGUCUGAACAGAAGUGAUGCACGAUUCUGUAACUGGUGCGGCGCCAAGCAAGUGGCCUGCAGUGUGGUGUGCUGCCGGUGUGGAGCAAGUGGACCUCCAGAUGCAGUCCACUGUGUUGUCUGCGGAGGACACCUGGAGAUUCAGAGGGGCGCUGUUCCAGACAAGGCGUCCCCUGAUAUCUGCGCACAAAGCGACCAGUCUCCGCCUCGCACUGCCGAGCGGGCCACUCAGACAGUCGGACUUUAUUACCCAUCAGCCACUGAGCUGAACAAGAGAGACCAGCUGAGGGAGCAGCAGCAAAAACACAGCAGUGAGCGCCAGCCACCUCUGACCGCUACAAGCCCAGGAAGAGGUUACUGGAGAAAACAGCUCGAUCAUGUUUGUGGCCACUUGAGGAACUUUGCUCUCAACAAUCCUGAAUUCAGAGUUCUACUGGGAGAACCUCGACUGGGCCGGAUUGUUUCGGCUUUGAUCCAAGAAGACGUGUAUGAAGUCAGCCUGAUGUUGAACUUCACGUCUCGGGGUGGUGCUGAAGGGGGCGCCAUCCCACGGAGUCACCUGCGGACUCUCAGCAGUGUCACCGAGCGAGCUACUGGGAGCAAGCCGAGAUAGGUUCAAUGGUUAUGGUCAAAAAAGAACAACAAUGUUUUUAAGAUUUUUUAUUUAAAUAGUACAAAAAUCUUCUUUGGUGGAUACAAUGCAGUACUACGUAUAUGUCCAGUGGUGAAUUUACAGUGCAAAAGGCUAUAAAGAGGUGAGAAUUAAACAGAAGGAAUGUUAAAAGCCUGUAUGGCAGAAUAUAUCACAUAUAAUUCAGUCACAUAUGUAAAACAAGAAUGGGAUGCUACAAUUCCAUAUCACAGUUGCACCAACCAAAAGAGCUUAAUUCCCCUUUCCUUAUUGUUUUGAGUGAGCUCUCUUUGAGUUACCCACUGGGUUAAGUUUAACUGUAGAGAAAGCAGAGGGACGGUAACAGCAGUGGCAGUAACUCAUAAUACAGUGCCGAGAGCACAGGAGCAUUCAUAAAAGCAGGUCACUUAAAUGCAUCAACUUGUUGUAAACAUUUUUGUUUCUCUUGUUUUAACUUGUUUUAGAAAAAUAAAUAAACAAAACGAUAAUUUCUAUAAAAGACAAUGUGCAAAUUAAAGAACAGGCAUUUGUGAUCAUUUCAGUUUGGUCCCGAAGAACGGCAACCUACUAGGCAGGUGGGAUGGAAGCGGAUUCCCAUUUAAGUAGCUUGGUCCCUGAUGCACACUUUUUUUGCCAAAUGAUGUAAUUUACACAGGCAGCAGAGAGUUGGGGAAGCGUGAAAGCACUGGCUUAAGAUGAGUUAAACAGGAGCGAACAGUGAUGGAGGCUGUCUCCAAUAGCUCACAGGAUUUCAGAACAGAAGAAGAUGAGCCGUAAAUUACAGUACAGCUUAAAAAAGAGAACUGGAUUGCUCAUAUGCAUUAGGAACAAGAGUGUCUCUACAAUGGAGCCCUGAGGUUCACCUGCAGUGGAGUGUUGACACUGUUUUAGCUGCUAAAUAAGUUGAGCACCAGCUCACAGCAUGGUUCCACAAGGCCAUGGGUGACCUGAUACCUGGAUCCAAUGGUUGACAAAAGUCUAUAAAAAGAGCUGCGCGAUAUAUUCCAGAACAUUUGAGUUGUUCACUGACUGUCCUAUAGCUGGUUACAGCACCUUUCAGCACCAGACAGUAGCUGACUUCAAGAACAAAGGAUCCAGCAGAUUUACUAAGAUCCAAAUGUUCUAAAGCCUGAGGGAACUUCAAAUGGAGUCACAGCAUAAUGGCUGGUGAUUGGGGGUGAACCCCUGGCACUGUAGAGCGACGUGAAAUCGUGUCAACCAAAGAGCCUGAGACAAAGUUAGGGCUGGGCAAUUGGGCGAUCAGCAUUUUUUUUCAUAUUGUUCAAAUUAUUCUCGGGUUUUCAAAAUGCCAGUUUUUGAGUCAUCUGUACUGAAAACAAAUUUUAAGGAAUUUUAGGAAAAAGA